This is a messenger RNA of Arabis nemorensis, 435 nucleotides long. The record is from the annotation of a GenBank genome assembly. Lineage: Eukaryota; Viridiplantae; Streptophyta; Magnoliopsida; Brassicales; Brassicaceae.
AUGGUCGAUCCCGAGGCGGUAGGGGUUUGUAGUGAGUUAAUGAGGAAACAGUUGAUGGGGAGUGACGUGAAGGGGAAUCAAUGCAGGCUUAUGUUAGUGAAGAAUGAAGCGAAGAAGAUGAUGCUUCGUGUUUUCGAGAAAACAGAGAGAGGAAUUGGGACUGAUGGGCUUAAGGUUUCGGUUUACGGGCAAGACGGAGAGGUUUAUGAGAUGAUGUUGAAGAUGUGGAAUAAGAACACGGUCCCUGUCUUGACGAGUUCGGUAUGGAACAAGUUUGUUGGUGAUUAUGGUCUCAUGAAGCAUAGCGAUUUUCUAACUAUUUGGAUGUUUAGGCACAUAGAGAGUCGUAAGAUUUGCUUCGCGAUUGACUCCAAGAGGUUUACUUCUAUAACGAAAAAGCUGAGUUCGAGGAUCUCGAAGCUUGUCUUCGAUUAG